AUGGCAGGUCACAUGUGGAUAAGGUGUCUGCGAAUUCUGUUGCCAAUCUUGUUGAUCUCCCAUUCAAAUGCCGCCAAUCUGUCGCAACUGGUGAAGAAGCAGACGCAAGCGAAGCAACCACUGACAUCGCAAUCAUCACAGCAGCAGCAGGUGAAUAAUCAGCAGUAUGCUCAGGAGUUGGAGUUGCCGGCAGAGCAGCAGGAGUUAAAGAGCGAAGAGGACGAUGAUUCCUAUCAAAUGUUGCACGAAUUGAAGCAGGACUCACGGUUGCCAGCCAACUAUGCCUGGAAUCCAUAUACAGCCGCCAUUCCGCCAAUUAAUCCCUAUGACAAUCUACCUGGAAGUGGAGCUGGAAUGUCAAUGCCAAUGCCCAAAAUGCUGCCAUUCAUUGGCUACGCACAGCCAGUACUUAUUCCCUUUCCCCUGUACAUAGCACCCGAUAUGUUUUAUCCUUCGUAUCCGGGUACAAACAAUGAUCUGGAGGAUGUGGUCAUGUCACGUGCAGCAGGAGAUCGUCGUCCCCUUUCCCCACACUCGUCCCGCAACUCACCUAUAUACUAUGUUCGCCUGCCUCCUACUCCUUAUAUGUUUGUGCCCACUAACCUGGCUCCUGCUCCAUUUGGCAGCAGUUUCUCGCCACUGCUCACUUAUCAACCGAUGCCUACAUUCUCCACUUUUGGCUCUGUAUUCAACUUACCCGUCAACUUUUUGGCUAAUGGCAAACCUUCGGGCAUUUAUCAAAUGAAUGAGAUGAACUCGUUUCCAUCGGGUCUAGGCAGCAAUAGCUUUAAUCUGCGUCCGCCCACUCCCAGCAAUCCCUACAGACCCAUGUCGCCUUCAUCUCAACCUUCACUUCCGCCUUCGACUCCUUCCGGUGGCUAUGGACAUCAUUUUGGACUUUCUACGUUGCCCGCUCCGCAACAGGACUCCAAGUUGACCUCACUCAAGCGUCCCUUUGUGUUCAACGGUCGUCCCGAGGAUAUCUAUAUAAUGCCCAAUAAUCUCUACAAUUAUAAUGAGCCGGGUUACUACUGAUGACACCUGUAAAACACUCACUACAAGUAUU
This is a messenger RNA of Drosophila innubila, 1066 nucleotides long. RefSeq lists its product as uncharacterized. The transcript has a single exon. Lineage: Eukaryota; Metazoa; Arthropoda; Insecta; Diptera; Drosophilidae. Bases 1 to 1035 code for a protein of 344 amino acids. The record is from RefSeq and is a predicted model, not a curated record.